GAUAUUUUUUCUAUAAAAAAAAAAAUGAGGGACUGCUUCCAAAUUCAAUCCUGUUUGAACUUCAAACAAAAUUUGCAGGAUCUCUCUCCGUCAGUUCCAGGAAUUUUCGCGUUCGAGGAAUCGGCGAAUCGCGACAAGCGGCAAAGCAGAACGGUGGAGUAGGAAAAUGGAUGAACAUUUGCUUUCGCUUUCCAUUCAAACAUUGUAAAUGCGAGAGCACCAUUCUCUUUGUUCUUAUCGCGGAUUCAUUGGCGCCAAAGACAAACGAGCUAUUAGGAUAGAUCACAAUUGUCAGCACAUGUCUGAAAGGGGUUUUCCCCUUAUCUAAUUCAUAAUCUGUUCAUUUCUAUUCGUGUUUUGACUUUUGAGUCAUUUUUUGGGUUAAUUUCUUGAUUUUUCCAGUCUUACUGAGUUUGUUUUUCUGAAAUCGCACUCAGUUUGCCGUACUGGCGCUUUGUUUAUGAUGGUUGAGUUCAUGUUGUUCAUGAGCAUCAUGAAAUUGGUGAGAGAGAGAGAUAGAGAGAGCCAGAGACGAAGAGAGGGAGGAGUUUGAGAAAAAAAGAAAAAGAAAAAAGAAGAUUCGUUGUAUGUAACUUUUUUCUGAUUAGGAUUCCCCACUUUCUUCUACCAUUUUUCUUUCAACUGAAGCAUUUGGGCGUGGGGGAUCCAUUUACUAGUUGAACCGGCACAGUUUUAGAGAGGCAAAACGUUGGAGGAAUAUUCUUGGGUUUAGUUCGUAUGGAGUUUUGAAGAUUCAGUUUCCUAGAGUUUCUUGUCAUGGCGGUUGUCGAGCUGGUCCAAUUAAUUAUGCUGAAGCUUCACCAAUUAUGAUCAGCUCACGCAGAGAGAUUGUAGAAGAGCCAGUAAGAGCUAUUAGUGAAGAUGUAGUUGGUGUUGCUGUUGGGAAAGAUGUGAAAGAGUGCUUAUCAGUUUUGAGGUAUGCACUAAAAUCCUCACAUGGGAAGAAGAUUUGCCUCCUCCAUGUUCAUGUCCCCGCACAGAUGAUUCCAUUAAUGGGAACCAAAUUUCCAGCGAACUCAUUGCAGAAAGAGGAAGUGAGAGCCUAUCAUGAGUUUGAGAAGCAAAAUUUGCGGAGGAUCAUGAAUGAGUAUAUUCUAUACUGUCUUCAAGAAGGGGUUCAAGCUGAGAGAUUAUGUGCUGAAGCUGAGAGUAUCGAAAAGGGAAUAGUUGAUAUGAUUUCCCUGCACGGUAUUAAAAAGCUUGUUAUGGGAGCAGCUGUAGACAAGUGCUAUUCGAGGAGAAUGGUGGAUCUGAAGUCUAAGAAAGCCUUUUAUGUGCGCUCACAGGCACUUGCUUCUUGUCACAUUGAGUUUAUCUGCAAGGGGAACCUCAUCUGCACCAGGGAGGGUAGAACGGAUGGAGCUCAAGUAGAAGCUGCAGGUACAUCGCCACAAACAAGUCCAGACGCUGAGGCCCUGGAAAUUUCCCACUGCAGAUCUCAGUCACUUCCAUUGGAGCAGGUUAACAGCAGGGAAGUCGGGAGUCCAUCUUCGGAUUUACGUUUUAGAGGGAGAUCAUUGCUUGUUGACCAUUUUAGAGAGAGCAUAAUAGAUCCUUCUCCUUCUCCAAAUAUUAUGAACGGGGUUCGAACUGCAAGAAGCUUGGACGUUAAUGAGACUUUUGACAAAUUGAGUUUAUUGGAAAGGAGAAGUCCAUAUGAAAGGUCAGACAAUUCCUUACGCUCUCCUCGUGGUGUGAUUGACAUGGCUCCUUCUCCACUUUCCAGGGUCGAGUUAUGUGAAAAUGGGCUGGAGCAGGAUGGGAAAACCAGUGAUUACCUUUACAAUCAAUAUGAACGGGUGAUGAUGGAGGCUACAAACGCAAGGCGUGACGCAUUUUUAGAGGCAAUUGCGCGUAGAAAAUCUGAGAAAGAGGCCGUUAAUGCUCUAUGCAAGGUUAAAGCUGCAGAAGGGUUACAUGCUGAAGAACUGAAACAAAGGAAGGAGGUUGAACAAGAACUAGCAAGGGAAAAGGCUAAACUUGAAAGCAUAAAGAAGCAACUAAAUGAAGAGAUGGAAGAGGUCCGGAUAGCUCAAGAUCAGAAGGCAAGCCUUGAGAGAGAACUUUUGGAAUCUGAUCUGACGGUGAAGGAGUUGGAGCAAAGGAUUCUUUCUGCUGUUGAAUUGUUACAAAGUUACAAAAGAGAGCGAGAGGAGUUGCGGAUUCAACGCGACAGUGCACUUAAGGAAGCAGAGGAGCUUAGAAAAAAUCAGCUCGCAGGCACGAUCCUUCCACAGUUCUUUACGGAGUUUCCGUUUCGGGAGAUCGAGGAAGCUACUAGAAACUUCAAUCCCUCCCUGAAGAUCGGAGAAGGGGGAUAUGGGAGCAUAUAUAAAGGCUUCUUGCGCCAUACCAUGGUGGCUAUAAAAAUCCUACAUUCUGAUAGCUCUCAAGGCCCCUCUGAAUUUCAACAAGAGGUUAAUGUUUUAAGUAAGAUGAGACAUCCCAAUCUUGUCACACUCAUUGGAGCUUGUCCCGAAGCUUGGGUUCUCGUCUACGAAUACCUCUGUAACGGAAGCCUCGAGGAUAAGCUCAGCUGCAAGAACAAUACUCCACCUUUACCUUGGCAAGCACGAAUACGCAUCGCCACUGAGUUAUGCUCGGCCAUUAUGUUUCUUCAUUCAAGUAAGCCCCACAGCAUCAUUCAUGGUGACUUGAAACCUGCAAAUGUAUUACUUGAUGCUAACUUUGUAUGCAAGCUUGGUGACUUUGGAAUUUGUCGCUUAUUGUCUCGGGAUGAAACGCCGAACGACAAUGAAACACUUGUUUGGAGAACUGACAAUCCCAAGGGAACUUUUCCUUACAUGGAUCCUGAUUAUCUUUCAUCUGGAGAGCUAACGACGAAGUCAGAUGUUUAUUCGUUCGGGAUUAUACUGUUACGAUUGUUAACUGGUAGAUCUGCAAUAGGGAUAUCAAAGGAAGUCCAAUAUGCAGUGGGAAAUGGAAAGUUAAAAUCCAUUUUGGAUCCUUUAGCGGGAGAUUGGCCAUUCGUGCAGGCUGAACAGCUCGCUCGAUUGGCCUUGAGGUGUUGUGAUAUGAACCGAAAGAGUCGCCCCGAUCUCAUUACUGAUGUCUGGAGGGUGCUUGGACCAAUGAGAGCUUCCUGUGGGGGCCUAUUGUCCAUCCAACUCGGUUCGUCCGAACACUUGCAACCUCCCCCUUACUUUAUCUGUCCCAUAUUUCAGGAAGUCAUGCUGGAUCCACAUGUGGCUGCAGAUGGUUUUACGUACGAAGCAGAGGCGGCGAGAGGAUGGCUAGACAGUGGACAUGAUACUUCGCCAAUGACGAAUCUUAGGCUCGAGCACCGCAACCUUGUCCCCAACCGUGCUCUUCGUUCGGCUAUACAGGAAUGGCUCCAAAGGAACUGAAACACUCCCAUUCUCCUUCAUUUUCCUCUUAAUAUUUUGUGUCUAUAAUAGCCUAUAAGUUCAUGUGGAUACGUUGAAGUUCCCAUCUGUUUGUAUAUUUGUGAUAUAGAGAACAUGAAGCUGCGUGCCAUUUGUAUAUAACAAUGCAUUGAUUUUGAUUCUUACACUU
Cucurbita maxima (winter squash) is the source of this 3558-nucleotide messenger RNA. RefSeq names its product U-box domain-containing protein 33-like. The transcript is spliced from 9 exons. Gene Ontology annotation, molecular function: protein kinase activity; ubiquitin-protein transferase activity; ATP binding. The record is from RefSeq and is a predicted model, not a curated record. Lineage: Eukaryota; Viridiplantae; Streptophyta; Magnoliopsida; Cucurbitales; Cucurbitaceae. Gene Ontology annotation, biological process: protein phosphorylation; protein ubiquitination. Bases 828 to 3389 code for a protein of 853 amino acids.